Messenger RNA from Linepithema humile (Argentine ant), 2032 nucleotides. The record is from RefSeq and is a predicted model, not a curated record. Lineage: Eukaryota; Metazoa; Arthropoda; Insecta; Hymenoptera; Formicidae.
GCGAGAAAAAGAAAGAAAGAGAGAAAAAGUUGUAAAUGGGUGUGAGUAAAUUAAGGUGCAAUUUUGUCUUAUAAAAAUGUAAAUUUUGAAUUUAUUUCAACAAUGGCCAUGAAGGAAACGGUACGCAAAAAAAGUAACUUUCUGCAGAUAUAAAUUUCGAGACAUGACGAAUAUGUCGAAUUAUAUUUAUCGUAUAUUUAAAAAUAUAUCUGGAUUGGUGCGUCUAGCGCGAUCAUGUUUCACAUACCGUUAAGUAUUACGAGAAUUAGCCAGCAAGCAUAUAAUGAAGAAACAAAUUUCCGGACAUACAUGUGUAUAUAUGUGAUCAUACAGUUUAAAAUGCAAACUUGUUUACUGAUAGAAUGUUUGCGUGAACACUUUGUAUUGUUCGAUUCAAGCAUUAAAAAUUUGUAAUGUUAAGAUUUUUGAAAUUGAAUCCAAAUUUUAUGCAAAUGUAUUUUUUUUUAUACUCUUGUGUACGCGUGCAACGAUUCUUUUUCCCCCUUUUUUUAAUUUUAUCGAGGCGCGCAUACAUCGCAUUCUCACUGCAAUGAUUUACCACGUGUUUCGACGACCUUGAACUCUCUUUGCUCACUUGAACGAAGGUGAAUGUCCUGUACUCUUCAGUUUGCAGGCGUACAGAUUCCUACAGAUAAUUCAACGCGUAUAUCUUCGAGAGUUGAAAGCGUUUUCGACAGAUUCAUUUGUGCAGCGUCGAUAUAUCAUAAAUAUAUAUGAUUUAUGAUAUUUUUUAUAUGAAUAUUUUUGAAAAAAUAUAUAUCUCGUGGAAAAGAUUCGUCGGUUGAAAAUUAAAUUCCACUUAAAUCAAAAGCCGGGAAGAUGACAGAAAACUGGAGAACCAUUUUUGUGACUGGAGGCGCCGGUUACAUCGGCAGUCACUGCAUCGUCGAGCUACUGGAAUGCGGCUACGAUGUCGUGGCUAUUGACAAUUUUGCAAAUAGCGUAACAGAAACUGACGGCAAAUCCGCAGCGCUCAGAAGAGUCGAACAAAUAACGGGGAAGAAAGUAACGUUUCACAAUUGCGAUCUACUCGACAGAGAGAAACUCGAAACUGUCUUCAACGAGCACAAGAUAGAUUGCGUGAUACACUUCGCGGCGAUUAAAGCCGUCGGUGAGUCGAUGCAAGUUCCGCUUCAUUAUUACCGAAACAACAUAAUAGGCGCCAUCAAUUUACUAGAGGUGAUGAAAGCGGCUGGUUGUUUUCAACUUGUAUUCAGCAGUAGCUGCACGGUUUACGGCGAGCCCACAGAAUUGCCCAUCACGGAAGAACACGAAACUGGCAACAUCACCAACGUGUACGGCCGAACAAAGUAUUUCAUUGAAGAAAUGCUCAAGGAUAUAUCGAGAGCUGAAAAGAGUUGGAACGUUAUAUCCCUAAGAUAUUUCAACCCGGUAGGUGCUCACUGCAGCGGAUUAAUCGGGGAAGAUCCGACGAAGCCAUUUACAAAUUUAAUGCCGUACAUUGCUCAAGUUGCUCUGAGGCUUAAGCCAGAACUGACCAUAUUUGGCGGCGACUAUCCUACAACUGACGGAACAGGCGUCCGCGAUUACAUUCAUGUCAUGGAUCUGGCGGCUGGCCAUGUUGCGGCGUUAAAUGCUUUGCACAAACAGCACCUCAGACUUAAAAUUUACAACUUGGGCACCGGCAACGGCGUAACUGUAUUGGAAUUGAUAAAAACAUUUGAGAAAGUCACCGGUACUACAGUGCCAUACGCUAUAAAAGAAAGAAGAGAGGGCGACAUUAUGUCCAUGUAUGCUAAUACGGAUCUGGCGAAGAAAGAAUUAGGGUGGACAGCGAAGUACAAUGUUGAACAAAUGUGUCAAGACUUCUGGAGGUGGCAGACAAUGAAUCCGCACGGUUAUCGAACUUCAUUCAAGAACGGUGUUAAUCAACAUUUGAAUCGCAACGAUACAUCGUAACAAUUGAAUUGUAUCGCGAAAAACUUGUGCAAAUAAUUUAUAAUAAAGCGCUUGAAGCGUCGUCUCUUUCUAAAUAUUGUCUACUGAUACA